Messenger RNA from Brassica rapa (field mustard), 414 nucleotides. RefSeq lists its product as uncharacterized. The record is from RefSeq and is a predicted model, not a curated record. NCBI's taxonomy places the organism in Eukaryota, Viridiplantae, Streptophyta, Magnoliopsida, Brassicales, Brassicaceae.
AUGGAUGCUCUCCAGAAGAAACUCUUCGCGGCUCAAGGGUCUCAGCUUCGUCUAUAUGAACAGUACAUGUCUUCGGUUUCAAGAUUGAAGGAGAAAGACCAAGUCAUCGACCUCGUUAGAUCUGAGGCGAGUAUCAACGCGCAGGCUCUGAAGAAUAAGAAGAAAGGGCCAGGGAAGCAGCUUGUCGGUGAAGACGAGACUAAGUUGAGCAAAUGGGAUCAGAAACCGUCAAUGCAAAAGGCUGCCUCUUUGGUUUCAUUGGUGACAGAGAUGCACAACGAAAGAAAGUUUCUCACCUUCAAGCUGGAUAGAGCGGAGCAAGAAGUGGAACGUGUGAGGGAGCAAAACAGAGAGCUGAAAAAAGAGUUGCGUAGGAAUCUUACGUCCAAGAAGAGAAAAGAGAAAGCGGCCUAA